Molecule: messenger RNA, 3154 nt
Organism: Centropristis striata (black sea bass)
Lineage: Eukaryota; Metazoa; Chordata; Actinopteri; Perciformes; Serranidae
Gene: nedd9
Product: neural precursor cell expressed, developmentally down-regulated 9
Exons: 8
Coding region: 279-2714 (811 amino acids)
Biological process (GO): cell surface receptor protein tyrosine kinase signaling pathway; cell migration
Cellular component (GO): cytoplasm; plasma membrane
Molecular function (GO): protein binding
Source: RefSeq, a predicted model, not a curated record
AUAAGCUUUUAAACUAGGUGUGUAGUUAUAAAUUGAAGACCUGAACAACUCCCACUGACUGGAGCCAAGCGGAUCAUCUCAGAAAGAAGCGGUGCGGAUUCAGAGAGAUUCCUUCGUGCGUGUUUCUCCGUCUAUGAAGCUGUGGAUGGCUGGUUAACCACACAGAAAAACACUUCAGCCUCUCCAGUCACUCAGAUGUGCGCUCUUUGAAUGCGAUAAAGCGGAUAUUUUACUCACUUUUUUCUAUCAUUACUGGAGUCACAGAGAAGAGCUACAAGAUGAAAUACAAAAACCUGAUGGCCAAAGCGUUGUACGACAACAUGCCGGAGUCCCCUGAGGAGCUGGCCUUCCGCAAAGGGGACAUCCUGACUGUCAUUGAGCAGAACACAGGAGGCCUGGAGGGCUGGUGGCUCUGCUCCCUGCACGGCCGCCAAGGCAUCGCGCCUGGCAACCGCCUGAAGCUGCUGAUCGGACCCAUGUUCGAGGCCCAGUCACCGGCCGCCGCUGCCCAGUCCCCCCCUCAGAGCUCGGCCUAUCAGCAGAAGCCUGGUUCAGGGGGGGCGCAGGGCAUCUACCAGGUGCCACCGUCCCUCCAGAGUCCACAGCAGCAGUGUCAGCAGGGCAUCUACCAGGUUCCUCCGGGACAAGAUAUCUACCAAGUCCCACCAAGGAGUACUCUAGCUGCUGAUAACACCCCGAGCAAGGUGGUGACCCCGACCAGAGUGGGACAGAGCUACACCUUCAGCUCAGGCCAGCACAACCAGCAGGACCUCUAUGAUGUCCCACCCAGCAGAUCACAGGGGGUGUACGAUAUUCCACCUGGUCAGAUGUUUCCUGCUGCCAGAAACCAAGGAGUUUACGAUGUCCCUCCAUCUCAAAUGGACCCAAGGACCCAAGGCGUUUACGACAUACCGCCCUCCUCACAAGAGGUCUACUCGGUACCUCCCUGCAGGACUAACACCAACCUCCAGGAGGGAAACUACGACUUCCCGCAGCCUCUCAAACACAAACAGGAAGGCAUCUACGACGUGCCGCCGCCCGCUCUCACCAAACCCACGCAGAGCCCGCAGUCACAUUAUGACUUCCCCCCGACUGUGGAGGCUCCGGUUCAUCACCAACACUCAAACACCAACGAAGGUAUUUACGACGUACCUCCACCCGCGCUUCAUUCGGGGGCGGGGUCUCAGAGAGACAUAUACGACAUCCCCCGGGGCAUGCAGCCGUCCCAGCACAGAACCUCACCCGCCGACAGAGACGGAAGCAAAGGCAUCUACGACAUCCCCGCUCACGAUGCUCGUGCAGUGGCAGACAUGACGGACGGCGUGAACCGCCUGUCAUUCUCCAGCACCGGCAGCACGCGCAGCAGCAUGUCCACCUCCUCGUCCUCCACGGGCUCCAGCACCGAGGGCCGCCUCACUCUGGACGUAGAUGCGGCUGUGCAGAGGUUGUCCCGCCUGCAGCAGCAGGUGGAGGCCUCAGUCGGUGCUUUACAUUCAAUGGCAGCUUCCCCUCACUGGAGGACUUUUCCCUUCAUGGAGCGCCACGCUAACGACGUCCGCACCGUGCUGGACAGGGUCCGAGCUGCUCUGGGGGACUUUGUUGUGUUCGGUAGAGGAGCUGCAGCGAAUGCCACCGCUCUGUCAGACUCCAGCCUGCACAGUAAGCUGAGGCGGCAGCUGGGACGCCUGGAGGACUCGCAGCAGAUCCUCCUGCAGAUCUACCAGGUCCUGGAGAGCUGCAGCUGGGCUCUGAACGCCCUUGCGUCCUCCGGCAAGCACCACAACAAGACCGACGACCUGGAUCGCUUCGUCAUGGUCUCCAGGACUGUUCCCGACGACGCCAAGCAGCUGGCCUCCACGAUAGGCAGCAGUGCUGAGCUGCUGUUCAGGCGGACGCACAUGGAUGGGUCUUUCUCCAUCGGGAGCACACCUGAUGAGAACCUGAUCCACCCGCUCACCUCUCCCUCCUCCGAUAACGACAACUACGGAGGUCAGACCAAGCCCUUCCCCGUGCCGUCCAGCCAAGACAAAGACAACAUGAACAACAGCGAGAAGUGUGUGAAGAGCUGGAUGGAAGACUACGACUACGUUCAUCUGCAGGGCAAAGAAGACUUUGAACGACAGCAGAAGGAGCUGUUGGACAAAGAGAACAUUAUUAAGCAGAGUCAGGUCCAGCUGGGACAGGAACAGAUCAAUCAGUUCAAGAAGCUGGAGCAGGACGUGAUCAAACCGGUGGAGAACGACGUCACACAGUGGAUCUCAGCCUCCCCCUCGGACUCCUCCUCCGUCCUCUCCCCGUCCACCCACGUGUGCUCUCGGGACCGCCAGCUGCUCGGCUUCUACUCGGAGCAGUGCGAGCAGCACUUUGUGACGCUCCUCAGUGCCGUGGACGCCUUCUUUGGCUGCGUCAGCGCCGGGCAGCCCCCUCGCAUCUUUGUGGCUCACAGCAAGUUCGUCAUCCUCAGCGCCCACAAACUGGUCUUCAUCGGAGACACGCUGUCCAGGCAGGCCACGGCGCCUGAGGUGGCCAACAGGGUCAUGAAUUCCAGUAACGUGUUGUGUGACUUGUUAAAGACGGUGGUGGCUGCGACGAAAACUGCCGCCCUGAACUACCCCAACACCGCCGCCAUCCAGGAGAUGGUGGACAGAGUCACUGAUCUCUCACAUCACUCUCAGCAGUUCAAAGAACAGCUGCUGCAACUGGCAAAUUUGUGAUUUCUAACCAGUAAAAAGACUCCACAUGUAUAUUAAUCUAGCAUAAAUAUAUAUAUUUACAGUAUAUAUAUACAUAUAUAUAUAUAUUGCUCUUCAUCUUUAAGUUUUGGAUGUUGUAAAUAAGCUCCGUUCUGUAAAUAUUUGCUCUAUUUUUGUGUAGAUUGUUUUAUAUUAUGGUAUGAAUAUAUAUGUAGAUGCAGUAUUGGUGUCUCUGUAGGUUUACUGUAUGUAGACAUUUUUCAUAACAUUCCCGUCGCAUAUAAUGAAGCACCUUAUGAGAUGUCCUGUGUUUUUGUUUUUUUUCCGCCUGUAGAGUGUCGUUGAUGUGUCUUACUGCUGGGUGUGACAGUAAAUCUCCUUGUAAAUCACGUUAAUGUCGAUAUAUAUGUGUGUGCGUGUGUGUGUGUGGAGCGUUCCACAAAGUAAAGGAUUGUUCUUAA